Molecule: messenger RNA, 831 nt
Organism: Branchiostoma belcheri (Belcher's lancelet)
Lineage: Eukaryota; Metazoa; Chordata; Leptocardii; Amphioxiformes; Branchiostomatidae
Exons: 2
Coding region: 1-831 (276 amino acids)
Biological process (GO): neuropeptide signaling pathway
Cellular component (GO): membrane
Molecular function (GO): neuropeptide receptor activity
Source: RefSeq, a predicted model, not a curated record
AUGGAAGGGAACAGCAGCGACAUCACAUGGGGAACCCCUGAUGACAGACUCUGGGCGGUGAGGUUGAAAGCUUCCUUUAUGUCGAUCGAGUGCAUCCUGGCCAUGUUCGGUAAUAUCGUAGUCAUGCUCUUCACGACAACCAGGAACACUUUCCCGCGGAACGCCAGCGUCUACAUCUUCGCCAUGGCCGUGGCGGACUUUGUGAAAGGCGUGGGGUACGCGUCCCACGUGGGGCCGUUUCUGGAUCAAGACAUGGCCGGGUCUGAGGCGUGGUGCAAAGGGUGGGGGUACGUGCAGUCCGCACUUCGUUUCAGCUCGAUCCACCUGGUCACCUGCGUCUCCGUGGACAGGCCGGGGUGCUCUGCCUGGCCCGACGACGAGAUCCAGGAAGCUCCCCUGGACGAUCCCCCGGCCGACAAGGGCUCCACAGAAGAAACCCGCGACGUGACGGAAACCGGCAACGACCCCAUGGACCCCGCCCGGCCCGGACCGCUGCAGACCGAAGCCGCUGCCCGGCCAGGCUGCUGCAGAUGCAGGCGGGUCGGUUCCAAGUCGCUGAUCGCCAUGGUCGUGGUCGCGUUCGGGCUCCAGGUCCUGAUGCACGCGGUGAAGAUCUACGACGCCGCCGUGAAGCCCCUGGACGACGACGUGUACUUCGCGCUGGUGUGGCUGUCCAACUGCCACGCCUUCGCCAACGCCAUCCUGUACAGCGUGGUCCACAGGACCUUUCAUCUGGCCGUGGUCAUGGACUCCGUCGCCCUUCUCCGGUUCCUGCUCCGCUGCUGCGGGGCACGGGUGGAGCCGGAGGACCAGCCGCCCACCAGCAUCUGA